GGAAGGAGGAGGAGGAAGGAGGGAAGAAGAGGAGGAGGAGGAGAGGGGGGGAGCAGGGAUGCGGCGCUCAUUCCCCCCCCCCCGGCUGCAGCGGGGCGGCGGUGAGGGAGCGCGGAGGAGAGGGAGACAAGAUGGCUUCCUCCUGAGGGCCGGCGCCGUGCGGGGCCGGCGGGGGCUGCGGGGGCAGCGCGGGGCAGCGGCGAGACAGGUUCGGCGGGCGACGCGGUUGAUGGACCCAGCAGAAGCCAAAUGGAAGAAGGGCCAAUUAAUUAUGUGGAAGAAAGGCGGCUGAACGAGGGCAGCGGGCUGAGCCUGGUGAAUGGGGGCCGGCCGGAGGCGGGGGGUCCCGUGCUGAUGGAGCCCAGCGGGUGGUCGCCGGGCCAGCCGCCCGCCGCUGGCAAAGCCCACUUGGAAGACGUCCGGAACCUCGUGGCCUUUUCAGCGGUGGCCGAAGCCGUUUCCUCCUACCGGCUCCCGCCGCCGGGGUCGCCGUCGCUGCUGUACGAGAAGUUCGACUCGGAGAUGAGCCGGGGCGGGCUGGGCACGGCGGACGGGGUGCCACGGGGAGAGGACCUGCACGCCCUCAAGGCCGCCCUGGCUUUGGCCAAGCACGGUGUGAAGCCCCCCAACUGCAACUGCGACGGCCCCGAGUGCCCCGACUACCUGGAAUGGCUGGAGCAGAAGAUCAAGACAGCUCUCGGAGAAGAGCUGGCGUCCCCUCGGUCCCGCGCCGCCGCCAUCCCCCCGCCUCCUCCCCCAGAAGGUGCUAUCGACCCCCAGCCGGUGCCUGAGGCUGCCGAGCCGUGCCCGCCCGACGGCCUCCCCUUUUCCCAGAGCGCACUGACCAUCGCCAAGGAGAAGAACAUCAGCCUGCAGACCGCCAUAGCCAUCGAAGCCCUCACGCAGCUCUCGGCCGCUCUGCCCCAGCCCGCGGGCGAUGGGCAGCCCCCGCCGCCGCCACCCCCCGCCAUCCCCUUCGGCCCCGGCCCCCUCGGCCCGCCGGGGGCCGCGUGGCAGCGAGGGGAUGAGCCCCGGUACCCUCCGGAGCCGGGAGCGGCACCUGAGCCAUUUUUCGGCGCGGCGCCUCCGCGGGGCAACUUCGCAAACACUUGGGGGCUGGAGGCCGAGGGGGCAGCGGGGGCUGGAGACCCCAUGGCAGAGCUGGAGCAGCUGCUGGGUAACGCUGACGACUACAUCAAGGCGGCUUUCAAGAGACCCGAAGCGACGAGCGGCAAAGUGGCAGCCCCCAAAACAGAACCCCCCGAGCGAGCACCCAGCAAAGAAGCACCGGGCGGCCCCCGCUUGCCGCCGGCAUCGCCGGAGCCCGACCUGCACAAGAAAACGCAGCUGGUCCUGCAGCAGCAUCUCCACCACAAGCGCAGCCUCUUCCUCGAGCAAAGCCUGGCGGCGGCGGCACCGCCCCCGGACCGGCCGAGCGGCUGGUGGGCUCCCAGCGCCCCGGCCGCGCCCCCCAAGCCCUUCGAAAAGCAGCCCAAAGAGAAGAAGAAGAAAACGCCGCCCGAAAAGCCCCCGCCGGCCAAACCUCUCCGCAAGCAAGUGCAGAUCAAGAAGGCGAAGCAGAAGGACUCGCAGCCGCUCUUCCCUCCCCUCUGGCAGAUCAGCCUGGAGGGGUUUCGGGCGCCCGCCGAACCCCCCGCCGAACCCCCCGCCGAAGAGAUGCAAACGGAACUGCCGCCGCCGGCCUUCCCGCACCAGCCUCUUGCACUACCCCUGCCCGCCGCAUGCCCCCCGCCACCAAACCCCCUGGACGGCGUCCCCCCGGCUUCCGACUCUCAGGAAAGGGGUGCCCCCGGCGGGGGCCCCCAAAUUCACUCGGCGCCGGCGGGCUCGGCUGGCUCGGAGGAAGCGCCGGCUGCCCCCCCGCCGGCCACCUCAGCUCCCAUCAUGGUGGAUGACAAGUUGGAAGAGCUCAUCCGACAAUUUGAAGCCGAGUUUGGGGAGAAUUUCAACUUGCCGCCUCCCGAGACGCCUGGGGCUGCCGAGCUGCCGGGGGGACCAGCACCAGCCCUGCAAGGGUCCCCCCCCGCCACUGCCACCGCCACCGCCGCCACCGCCGCCCCGGCUGCGAGCGGCGCUCCCCAGGCCGGACCCAAAAGCGUCUCUCCAGGGAAGGCGCUGCUGUCAGAGCAGCCCUUCACUGCCCGCUCCCCCAAACAGAUCAAAAUCGAGUCUUCUGGUGCUAUCACCGUGGUGUCCACCACGUGUUUUUACUCUGAGGAAAGCCAAAACCCGGACGCGGACAACGCCGACAGAACACCCACCAAGGACGAGGUGCCGCUGACACCCACCCUGAGCGGCUUUUUGGAAUCUCCGCUGAAAUACCUGGACACGCCGACCAAAAGCCUCCUGGACACCCCGGCCAAGAGGGCACAGGCAGAAUUCCCCACCUGUGACUGUGUUGAGCAAAUCGUGGAGAAGGAUGAGGGGCCGUACUACACCCACCUGGGCUCGGGGCCCACCGUGGCCUCCAUCCGGGAGCUCAUGGAGGAGCGGUACGGCGAGAAGGGCAAGGCCAUCCGCAUUGAGAAGGUCAUCUACACGGGCAAGGAGGGCAAGAGCUCCCGGGGCUGCCCCAUCGCCAAGUGGGUGAUCCGCAGACACAACCAGGAGGAGAAGCUGCUGUGCCUGGUGCGGCACCGGGCCGGCCACCACUGCCAGAACGCCGUCAUCAUCAUCCUCAUCCUGGCCUGGGAGGGCAUCCCCCGCACGCUGGGGGACACGCUGUACCAGGAGCUCACCGACACCCUCACCAAGUACGGCAACCCCACCAGCCGCCGCUGCGGCCUCAACGACGACCGGACCUGUGCGUGCCAGGGCAAGGACCCCAACACCUGCGGCGCUUCCUUCUCCUUCGGCUGCUCCUGGAGCAUGUACUUCAACGGCUGCAAAUACGCCCGCAGCAAAACUCCCCGCAAGUUCAGGCUGGUGGGAGACAAUCCCAAAGAGGAAGAGCUGCUCCGGAGAAGCUUUCAGGACUUGGCCACCGAGGUUGCUCCGCUUUACAAGAGGCUGGCGCCGCAAGCCUACCAAAACCAGGUCACCAAUGAGGAUGUAGCCAUCGACUGCCGGCUGGGCUUGAAGGAGGGGAGGCCGUUCUCGGGGGUGACAGCGUGCAUGGACUUCUGUGCUCACGCUCACAAGGACCAGCAUAACCUCUACAACGGCUGCACCGUGGUCUGCACGCUGACGAAGGAAGACAAUCGUGUGGUGGGGAAAAUUCCUGAAGAUGAGCAGCUGCACGUCCUCCCCCUCUACAAGAUGUCCAGCACGGAUGAGUUUGGCAGCGAGGAGAACCAGAACGCCAAGGUGGGCAGCGGGGCCAUCCAGGUGCUCACGUCCUUCCCCCGCGAGGUCCGCAAGCUGCCUGAGCCCGCCAAGUCCUGCCGGCAGCGGCAGCUGGAAGCCAGGAGAGCUGCUGCCGAGAGGAAGAAGCUGCAGAAAGAGAAGCUGAUGACCCCAGAGAAGAUCAAGCAGGAAGCGCUCGAGCUGCCCACGCUCCAGCCAAAUGCAGGUAUGGCGUUGAAAGGCGGGAUAUCCCCGCAGCCGCUGAAACCUUCCAUCAAGGUGGAACCCCAGAGCCAUUACAACGCCUUCAAGUACAACGGCAACGCGGUGGUGGAGAGCUACUCGGUGCUGGGCAGCUGCCGGCCCUCCGACCCGUACAGCAUGAACAGUGUUUACUCUUACCAUUCCUACUAUGCACAGCCCAAUCUGCCUUCCGUGAACGGGUUUCACUCCAAGUUCGCGCUUCCCUCCUUCGGGUAUUAUGGCUUUUCCAGCAACCACGUGUUCCCCUCGCAGUUUCUCAAUUACGGGGCGCCCGAGAGGAGCGGGAGCAGCUGGGUGAGCAACGGCUACGAGAAGAAACCCGAUGUCUCAGCGCUGCAGGAGAACCUCAACCACUCCUACGGGAACACCAAUUUCCCUGAGCCCAUCCCGCACAACGUGCGGAGCAAAAACCAUCACCAGCGCACCUACGAGCGAGCCAACCGCUACGCCAGCCAGCAGAAAGCAGCGGCGGCAACGGCCGGGGCGCACAGGACUAGCUCGGGCUCGGAGGAGGCACCGGCGUUUGCACAGAACUGUUUCAGCAACCGGCCCAUCAAGCAGGAGCCUCCGGACCCCCCGCCCGCCAUCGAGCCCCUCCCCAGCGCCGCGGCCAUGCCCGGCCCUGGCUUGACGCUGCCGGCCGUCCCUGCGCACGGCACGGCACCGGAGCAGCGGUGGAGCCCCUUGAAGGCACCACGGGGCACGGCUUCCCCCGAGAGGACUAGCACGGCCGAGGACUCGUGGAGCGCGCUGGCGCCGGGCUCAGGCGGGCGGGAGAAGCUGAGCGCCUUCGACGCCGCCGUGCGCUUGCCACCGCCGGAGAAGCAGUGGUCCAGCGUCCUGCCGGGAGAGCCGGCGGCGGCGGCGCACGGCUCGGGCUUGCUGCCCAAACCUUGGAGCCCCUGCAAGCUGGGGGAGCCGGCGCUGGCCGGCACGGGCACCCCGAGCCUGCUGGGGUCACUGGGGUUCAGCUCGGCCCUGCCAGGGCUCCCCAGCUUCCCCGAGGAGCCGUGGGGCUCCGUGAAGGCAGAGGAGCGGAGGACACCGGCUCCCAGCCCGGGGCUGCCGGAGAAGCCGUGGGAGGCAGCGGUGGGUGAGAAGGGGGCGGCAGGGCCCCGCCGGGAGAAGCCGUGGGACCCCUUUGGCCUGGAGGAGGAUCUGCCGGGGAAGGCGGUGAAGGAGGAAGAGGAAGAGGAGGAGGAAGAGGAGGAGGAAGAGGAAGAGGAGUGGUCGGACAGCGAGCACAACUUCCUGGACGAGAACAUCGGCGGCGUGGCCGUGGCGCCUGCCCACGGCUCCAUCCUCAUCGAGUGCGCCCGCCGCGAGCUCCACGCCACCACCCCGCUGAAGAAACCCAACCGCUGCCACCCCACCCGCAUCUCCCUCGUCUUCUACCAACACAAGAACUUGAACCAGCCCAACCACGGCCUGGCGCUGUGGGAGGCCAAGAUGAAGCAGCUGGCGGAGCGGGCUCGGGCCCGGCAGGAGGAGGCGGCGCGUCUGGGGCUGCCGCCGGACGCCAAAGCCUUUGCCAAGAAGCGCAAGUGGGGCGGCGCGUUGGCGACCGAGGCGCCCAGCAAGGAGAGGAGGGACUCGGUCCCCACGCGGCAGGCGGUGGCCAUCCCCACCAACUCCGCCAUCACUGUGUCCUCCUACGCCUACACCAAGGUGACGGGCCCCUACAGCCGCUGGAUCUGAGACGGAGGCGACCGCCAUGGCCCCAUCUUACCUCAACCCUCGGCAGCGCCGCAGCCCGGCGUUGCUUCGUGGUGCUUUCUCCUCAGGCGUGGGGGAGAAGAAAACAAAAGUAAAUAGACAAAACCGAAAUGAAACACAACAACCACAAAAAAAAAAUAAAAAAAAAAAUAAACCCAACCCAUAGGAAACGAACCCAAGGCGUGCGCUCGGGAGCAGCGCAGCCGGCGCGGGCUCACACCGUCGGAGAGCUGCGCCCGGCGAGGAGUUGGCAAACCAAGCAAAACUUGGUUAAAAAACCCGAGAGGAACGAUGCUGUUUGAUGAUUUUAGGUAAUCUCUUAUUUAUAUCUCCAUGUUUUUUAAUCUAGCCUCGGAUGAAUUUCCUAGCGUCCUUUCGCAAGGAGAGGUUUUUAAUUCCACUUAAAAUGGCCUAUUUGUUGGAUUUGAUUUUAUUUUAUUUUUUACUCCGAUGACAACGACGAAGCUGAUCUUUGAAAGAGAAGCCAACAUUGAAAAACCACCUUAAUCAUGAAUCCAAACCAACCUGAACACCAAACCAGCUUAAAGGCAAGAGGUGACUCCCUCCAGCUCCGCCACGUGGGGGCUGGUGGGACUUUGUGCUUUACCGUCAGCAGGACACGCUGAACAUCCGAUUAUUUUUAUUCCAAGGACCUAAAAACACCAAUUUUGCAGCUCGAGGAGUCCUGUCUCACAGCAAGGGGAGCCAGCGUUGUCCCGGGACGGCGCAGCUCCGCUCGGCUCCUUGCCUCCGGCGGGAUCGGUUCUGCUGCCACAGCGCAAGCCGGCGUCUCUCCUGGCGCCGAGACCUCAGGACACGUCCGGGCUGGGGAAUGCUGCUGCCGGGGGGCUGCACUCGGGCUUGGACUUGGGGCUCCUUUGCCCACGGCCCCAGGGCAAACGGCAGCAGCAGCGUCUCCAUAGGAGCCGACGGGACAAAAACAGAAGAAGAAAAAGAAUAAAAAAUAGAAAAAAACAGGAAAAAAACACAAACCAACCCCAAACUGUGAAUAGCGAGUGUUGCUCUCUGUACAUCACUGUUGCUAAAGUCUGGUGCUUUCCGUCUCCGGGGGACUUUCUCCGUGCAAUCGGUUCUGGGAAGAGCGAAUCCCAAGACUUGGCUGGCCAAACCCCCGCCGGGUCCGCCUUCCCGCCGGUGCCGGCGAGCCGCGGCCAGCGCCGCCGGGCUCGGUGCUCUUUCUCUCCCCGGGUGCCAUCCCUCCUUCCUACGGAUCACCGUUCUUCCCGCAAAAAAAAAAAAAAAACAAAAACAAAAACGAAGCGAAACCCCAACCCAACCAGUAACCCAGCAACGACGACAACCGCGUGGUGCUUUUCGAACACUCUCAGCCGAGACUUCCCGGCCCGGCACCGGGACGGACGGAGCGCGGCCGAGCUGCCCCGCGGCUCGCCCGGGGCGCGGCGUGGCCGGAGCCGGGGCCCGGCAUCCCCGUGCUGGGGAGGGGUCGUUGCUUUUGCACUUUGAGGUGCCUUUUGGAGAGCCAGCGAGGCAGCGCCGACGCCGUCACCGUGCGGGAUCACCUCGUGUCUGCUGUCACCCUCCUUCCCUCGCGCACGGGCACGGAUCAGCAGGAUCUCGGUAAAACAGCCUGAACAUUUAUGUGGUCUGAUUUUAAACCUGUAAAUAGGGAAAGAAAUUUUUUUAAAAGCACUUUCACCUAGAUUUAAAAAAAAAAAAAAAAAAAUGAAAGCGAAACUUAAAAAGCAAACAACUCCCCUCUUUCCUCUCCCCCCCACUCCCCCCAACUUGAAGCAGUAUGUUUUAAACAAGAUUAUUGUGGGAGAACUGUAAAUACUGGCAGAAUAUUUAACAUGCUUUGUCCGUCCUUCAUCAUUAAUGAAUUUUUUUUUUUUUUUUUGGUUCGUUUUUUUAACCGUAAUCUGUAAAGUCGCGUAUAUUUGACAAGGAAACUCAACGAGCUAUUCCCGCUUUUCUUACAAAUACUCAAUAGCAUAUCAGGAUUGUAAGAGUCGACGGCAAGUCAGAUUUUAGGGACGCCCGCGGGCGAUGCCGGGUCCCGCCGCGUCGCUGUGGUUCGGGACGCGGAGCGGGGACCCGGCUGGUCCGGGGCCGGAUUCGGGUGCCGGCCCCGCUGGCGUCGCCCGGGGUCUCUGGCUGGCGUGACGGGGGUGCCUUGGAGGAGGAGAAGGAGCGCUCAGAGAAGGCGAUGGUCCGUGUAACCUGUCUAAGUCCUGCUUGCUCAGAGGUUUUUCGGUGCAGGGAGGGGUCGGUCCGGCGCGGCGUUGGCUCCGGCGGGUUCAGAGCGGGGAGCUGCCGGCGCCGCGGGUCGGGGAGCGAGAACUGCUGCAGUCUCACGUUUUUACACUACAUAAACGUCUAACCUACCUCAACUCUCAGUCAUUACAAAUUCGCACGCUUCAGACUUCUACACAAACUCGAAAUCUAUGCACAGCUCUUUACCCCUUGCUGCUGAGAGGCUGUUUCCAAGCAAAAUCUUUUCCCUUUACCCGUCCCGGCGGCCGCGCUCGUCCCGCCCCGUGCCGAAGCCGCGGGGGUCACGGAGCUCGCGGGGAGGGAUGUUUUUAAUGAGUGCGAUGUGGGGGACCUGAUUUUGCAGCGGGUCGUGGCCACAAUGGUGCUAGAACAACACCCGCGGUAGAAACCCCAGGGAGGGCUCGGCACGGGGAGCCCCGACCGGCUCCUUCGUCCCGCUUUGGUUUUUCUGGCCGCGAUGCUCCGCCUCGGGCAGGAAACGGGGGAUGCCAUUUGGAUCCCCCCCUUAUCUCGAUGCUCUCGGGAUGAGGCAUGGGAAGGAGAAGGAAACCAGAAUCCCUGAGGUGCCUCAAUUGCUGAUUUUUCCUUUUAAUACUGGAGUACGCUUUGUGGGCUCUAUAAGGCAUAUUUUUAUUAAAUGAAAUCUUGUAAUACAAACGGUGCUAUGGUGUUUUAACAAACUGUAUCACGCUUCUGCCUGAUUCCAUCUCGCUGAGGUGCUACUAAUGUAUAUAUCAAAUUAAGGAACCAAGAUUUAAGACAAGAAAAAAAAAAAAAAAUUUAAGCAAUGUCGUUGAGAGGGAAGUUUGCUAUUCCGGAGCGACAGCUCGAGGCGUGCCGGGAGCCGGUUGGGUUUAUGCAAACGGAAGGAGGUGCCGCGUCCGAGGGCGUGGUGGAGCCGUUCCCUGCGGGUUCCUGUGUGGUCCCGGGGUGAGGCAUCAGAGGUGGCGUCCGGGGGGCUCGGCCAGGUGUGGUCGUGGUGCUCAGCAAGGUGUGGUCGUGGUGCUUGGCCAGGAGUGGGGUCAUGGUGCUCAGCCAGGUGUGGUCGUGGUGCUUGGCCAGGAGUGGUCAUGGUGCUCGGCCAGCUGUGGUCAUGGUGCUUGGCCAGGAGUGGUCAUGGUGCUCAGCCAGGUGUGGUCAUGGUGCUCAGCCAGGUGUGGUCGUGGUGCUUGGCCAGGAGUGGUCAUGGUGCUCAGCCAGGUGUGGUCGUGGUGCUCAGCCAGGUGUGGUCAUGGUGCUUGGCCAAGAGUGAGGUCAUGGUGCUCGGCCACAGCACUCGGACAAGUAUGUGGUCAUAGUGCUUGGAUAGGGUGCUCGGCCAGGUGUAUGGUCAUGGUGCUUGGCCAGGUGUGUGGUCAUGGUGCUUGGACAGAGUGCUCAACCAGGUGUGUGGUGGUCAUAGUGCUCAGCCAGGUAUGUGGUCAUGAGGCUCAGCCACAGUGCUCGGCCAGGGUGCUCGGACACAGCCGGGUGUGUGGACAUAAGUGCUCGGACACGGUGCUCGGCCACACGUGGUUGGUGUGGUGCUUGGAGGUGGUGCUCGGACACGGUGCUUGGUCACACAUCAUAGACACGGUGCUCAGACUCGGUGCUCAGGCUCAGUGCUCAGCCACACGUCAUGGACGUGGUGCUCAGUUGUGGUGCUCGGCCACAGCUCAUGGACGUGGUGCUUGGCCACAGCUCAUGGACGUGGUGCUUGGACUUGGUGCUCAGGAACAGUUCUUGGCCACACCUUGUGGACAUGGUGCUCAGUGCGGUGCUCAGUGCGGUGCUCGGACAUGACGCGUGGACGUGGUGCUCGUCCCAGUGCUUGGCCACAUGUGAUGGACAUGGUGCUUGACCACGGUGCUCAGACGUGGUGCUCGGACAUUGGUGCAUGGACACGGUCCUCAGACGUGGUGCUUGGACAUGGGUGCAUGGUCAUUGGUGCAUGGAUGUGGUGCUCGGACAUUGGUGCUCAGACAUUGGUGCAUGGAUGUGGUGCUCGGACAUUGGUGCUCGGACAUUGGUGCUCAGACAUUGGUGCAUGGAUGUGGUGCUCGGACAUUGGUGCUCGGACAUGGGUGCAUGGUCAUUGGUGCUCGGACGUGGUGCCUGGACACGCAUCGUGGACGUGGUGCUCGGGCAUGGUGCUCAGACGUGGUGCGUGGACAGGGUGCUGCUGUGUUUGGUGCUUGGACACAGUGCAUGGACAUGGUGCUUGAGCACAGUGCUCAGACAGGGUGCUCGGACAUGGUGAGUGGACAUGGUGCUUGACCACAGCGUGUGGACACGGUGCAUGGACAUGGUGCUCGGGCGUGGUGCUCAGCCAUGCACCGUGGACGUGGUGCUCAGCUCAGCCGUGGUGCUUGAACAUGAUGUGUGGGUGGUGCUUGGCCAGGGCGUGGGGACAGUGCUUGACCACAGUGUGUGGACACGGUGCAUGGACAUGGUGCUCGGGCAUGGUGCUCAGCCAUGCACCGUGGACACGGUGCUCGGACGUGAUGUGUGGAUGUGGUGAGUGGACAUGCUGAGUGGACAUGGUGACUGGACAUGGUGAAUGGACAUGGUGAGUGGACAUGGUGAGUGGACAUGCUGAGUGGACGUGGUGCAUGGACGUGGUGAGUGGACAUGGUGCUCGGACAUGGUACAUGGACAUGGUGAGUGGACAUGGUGAGUGGACAUGGUGCUUGGACGUGUUGCAUGGGCAUGGUGAGUGGACAUGGUGAGUGGAUGUGAUGAGUGGACAUGGUGAGUGGACGUGGUGAGUGGACAUGGUGCAUGGAUGUGGUGAGUGG
This is a messenger RNA of Oenanthe melanoleuca, 10319 nucleotides long. RefSeq names its product tet methylcytosine dioxygenase 3 (gene TET3). NCBI's taxonomy places the organism in Eukaryota, Metazoa, Chordata, Aves, Passeriformes, Muscicapidae. The coding region runs from base 250 to 5268 and encodes 1672 amino acids. The transcript has 10 exons. Gene Ontology annotation, cellular component: nucleus. Gene Ontology annotation, biological process: positive regulation of transcription by RNA polymerase II; oxidative demethylation. The record is from RefSeq and is a predicted model, not a curated record. Gene Ontology annotation, molecular function: DNA 5-methylcytosine dioxygenase activity.